AUCCGGGCGCCGCUGAGCUCUGCGGUUCAGUCACUGUCAUAGACUAAUGGAACGAGAGCUGUAUUUAUAAGUUCGUUCAGGAACGAUUUCCACGUAUUUUCCAGUUUGUGACAAUCUUUCUGAGCUGACGGAAUGGUUUCAAGCGUAUGUUUUGCGAUAAUUAUAGACUGGAAAACGAAAUUGAAUGUUUUGACUAAAAAUAGUCGUUGGAAUUCAUCUUUGAUUCUUAACUUGUGUUCAUGAAUAUUUGAGCAGUGCAGUUCCACUGACCCACUCAAUACGUCAUAACAACUUCAUAAAAUCGACGUAUUGUGAUUUAUUUCAUCUGUGAACCUGAAAGUGGAGCUAUACUCACAACAAACUGAGACUAUACAUCUGCAUCGGAGUAUUCAAAAUGCAGUCUCUCUCCCUCUACCGAUGGAAGUUCGUUGCUUACUGCAUGAUCUCGUGUCAAAUAUCAGGGGAGCUGAAUCCUUUCCCAAGGACACUCCGGAAUUCGGCGGAAGAGCCCACCACCGUCCCCGUCGCACCAGACAUUGAACACCGUCUCCCAACCAUCCUACGUGAUGACAGAGGACGUAAUGACGCCUACGACCAUCUGGAACUCAGAAGCGAGAGUUCGGAAGGACCCGUAGGACCUCUCAUUCGCACGUCAGCAGCCACAGGGGCGACAUUUGUCCUGCCGUCGCAGCCGGUGUUCGACGAGACGGCGCCCAGGAACGUCUCCGCCGUCAGGGGAACUUCUGCCCACCUCCACUGCAUCGUGCACAACCUGGGGAAUAAGAGUGUUUCUUGGAUACGCCAAAGGGACCUCCAUAUCCUAACGGUCGGUCGAUACACGUACACGACGGACGACCGUUACCAGAUUAUACACUCGACAAGUUCGACCGACUGGAUUCUGAAAAUCAAAUACGCCCGAGAACUCGAUUCGGGAAACUACGAAUGUCAGGUGUCGACGAAGCCUAUUAAGUCCUACGUGGUCCACCUCAACGUUUUUAACGCCCCUCGAGCGACGAUCAUCGGGUCUCCCGAUAUGUACGUGGACAAGGGCUCAACCAUCAACCUGACCUGCGUCGUCACCCACAGUCCAGAGCCUCCGGAAUUCGUCCACUGGAAACACAACGGAGUUGAGUUGAGCUAUGAUUCCCCUCGGGGUGGUAUCACCAUGGUCACGGAGAGGGGAAACACGACCACAGGGUAUCUGCUUAUGAAGGAGGCACGAGCGUCUGACACGGGUAGAUACACCUGUGCUCCUUCCAGCACGUCACCGACUGAACUACGCUUACACGUCCUUGACGGCGAACUACCAGCAGCCAUGCAGACGAACUCUGCUGCUCUCGCUUCACUGAUGACUGUAGGACCUGGAGUCCUUUUUGUAAGUCUCCUCAGUGCCCUGUCCGCCGCCGCGUCGCGGGAGCUCCUUUUCGAAGCGACUGGUGGCGGAUGUGUCCCUGGGGGAUCCUGAGUCCUCAACGAGAUUUAAAAAACAAAAAGAAGUUUAAUGAUAAAAGAAUUGAUCAUCUCACGGCGACGAUAUUGACGAAGAAAUAAAGAAGAUAAAAGGAGCUGAU
Messenger RNA from Macrobrachium nipponense, 1571 nucleotides. Its product is annotated as zwei Ig domain protein zig-8-like. The coding region runs from base 395 to 1465 and encodes 356 amino acids. Gene Ontology annotation, cellular component: neuron projection membrane. Lineage: Eukaryota; Metazoa; Arthropoda; Malacostraca; Decapoda; Palaemonidae. The record is from RefSeq and is a predicted model, not a curated record. The transcript has 7 exons. Gene Ontology annotation, biological process: synapse organization.